Cornus florida is the source of this 3256-nucleotide messenger RNA. RefSeq names its product probable disease resistance protein At1g58602. The transcript is spliced from 4 exons. NCBI's taxonomy places the organism in Eukaryota, Viridiplantae, Streptophyta, Magnoliopsida, Cornales, Cornaceae. The coding region runs from base 170 to 2899 and encodes 909 amino acids. Gene Ontology annotation, biological process: defense response to other organism. The record is from RefSeq and is a predicted model, not a curated record. Gene Ontology annotation, molecular function: ADP binding.
UUAAUUUCUUUACUCUCUCAUGAUAUCAAGCAACUAGAUAGAUUUUCAUCCACUCGAUUCCUUGCGAAUUACUGUUUGAGAGUUGAUAUAAAGAGUCAAACGAUAUCAUCUCUUUAACAAAUAAAGGAGUUUUAAGCUAGCUAGCUCCCCCAUUGUUCUUUGAUUGAGCAUGGAGAUGAUUGUUCAGCCUGUUGUCUCUUUGGUUGUGGAAAGGGUUGGUGAAUGGUUGGUGGGAAGAGCAAACCUCUCAACCCAAGUACGCUCCGAGGUGGAGGGAAUUCAAAGGAACCUAAGAUGGAUGACGAUCAUCUUAAGGAAUUCAAGUGCAAAGCAUAAACAAACGGGGGCAUGGCACAACUUUGUUGUGGAGAUUGAAGAUAUCGCUUAUGAUGCUGAAGAUGUAAUCGAAACUUUUAUCCUCACCGUACCAAUGAGGGAUAGAAGAAGAAGAGGUAUUAUCCAUUUCUUUCUAAAAAAAGGUGCUUGCAUUUAUAAAGAGUCUGUAGAGCAUCACAAUGUUGUGUCAGAGAUCAAGGAUGUUAGGAUCAGGAUUUCUGAACUUUUCACAAUUUUACAAGCUUAUGGCAUGAUAAGACCCAUGGUGGAAGGAGAAGAGUCAUCAAGUUCCGCACAAGAAAGGGCACGUCUUAUCAGACGGACUUAUUCCCAUGUGGUUGAAGAGGAUUUCAUAGAUAUGGAGAAUGAUGUGAAGAAAUUGGUGGGACAUCUGGUGAAUGAAGACACAGAUAAUUAUCAAACGGUUUGCAUAUGUGGUAUGGGUGGUUUGGGCAAGACCACUCUUGCUCAAAAAGUCUACAACCACAAAGAUGUGAAGCGUCACUUUGAUUAUCUUGUUUGGGCUUGUAUAUCUCAGCAACCCCAGAAACAAGAUGUUUUGCAAGGGAUCCUUAUUAAACUUGAGAAGAAGGAGAAGGAGAUUCGCCAUAUGAGAGAUGAGGAGCUAACCAGGCUACUCCGUCAAGUCCAACUUGAUAAAAGAUGCUUAAUAGUUCUUGAUGACAUUUGGGAACAGGGGGAUUGGGACAUCUUGAAAUUUGCAUUUCCCAUUGGAGAAGCGACACGCAGCAAACUAUUACUCACCACCCGGAAUAAACAAUUGGCUUCAUAUGUGAAUCCACGUGGAUUCCUCCAUGAACCACGACUAUUGAAUGAAGGUGAAGCUUGGGAACUGCUUCAAAAGAAAGCAUUUAAAAGAGCACACGGUUCAUCAGACAAUAGACCUGACAAAAAGAUUGAAGAGUUGGGGAUCAAAAUGGUUAGACAUUGUGGAGGUCUACCAUUAGCUGUUGUUGUGCUUGGAGGUAUUUUGGUAACCAAACAUACAGAGGAGGAGUGGGAGAAGGUGCAUAGGAAUAUUAAUUCACACAUAAGUAAGGGCACAAGUACUGUGCGGCAAGAAGAUGGAGGAGUAUCACAAGUGUUGGGUUUAAGUUACGAUGACUUACCAUUUCAGUUGAAGCGAUGCUUUCUCUAUUUAGGCAGCUUUCCCGAGGACUCUCAGAUAGAAUUAGAGAAAUUAUAUCAACUGUGGAUAGCCGAAGACUUGAUAUUGUCAGGUGAUAUAGAAGGAGAAGACACAAUGAUGGACGUUGCAGAGCGUUACUUAAGUGAAUUGGCACAAAGGUACAUGGUUCACUUGGGAGUAGAGUCGUCCAUAGUGAGAGAUGGCAUUUAUGGAAGUUUAAAAUAUUGCAGGCUUCACGACAUGAUGCGAGAAUUAAGCAAGUCAAGAAGUAAAGGAGAAAAUUUUUUCAAUGUGAUUGAUUCUGAGAAAAUUUCAUCAUCAUCAUCAUCAUCAUCAUCAUCAUCAAAUGCUAAAGUACGUAGAGUUGCCAUCCAUAGGCAUUUGGGGAAGGAGAAGGAUUAUGGUGAUUGGCUUUCAACUCAGUACUACCUUCGUUCGUUGCUUUUAUUCGGGAUAAUAAAUUCAUGCCAUUGGAAAGACUUGAAGGUGUUGAGAGUUGUUCAUCUUGAAGUGAGACUUCGAAAGUUACCAAAGGCAAUUGGAAAGUUAAUCCAUUUGAGAUAUUUGAGUUUAAAAGGUUGUGAAAGACUCAAAUCGUUGCCAUCGUCUAUAGGCAACUUGAGAUGCUUGCAAACCCUAGAUUUAAGGAAUAAUGGUUAUUAUUACAUGAGAAUACCAAAUGUAUUAUGGAAGAUAAAAAGCUUGACACAUCUGUAUCUUUGUGAAUUAAUAAAAAGACAAGGAAAAAAGAUGAGAUUGUCAGGGUUGGGCAAGCUGGAGAUCCUGGAAAAUUUCGAUUCAAGUAGUUGUGAUGUUAAAGACCUAUCCAACCUUAAAAAUCUUAGGAAACUGACAGCACGUUUUUAUGGUGACGACGUGGUGGUGGCCGACUUCGUCAACCUCAGUCGGCUACGGCACUCAUCAUUGGAAUUAAAUGGUGUUAUCCGAGGUGGUAAGUUACCUGCAGUACACCACUUCUCUCCAAGCCUCACCGCAUUGUCUCUAAGUAAUUCAAAACUCAAGGAGGAUCCAAUGCUAACACUGGGGAAACUGCCCAACUUAACACACCUCUCCUUGUCGCUUGAUGCCUUUGAGGGAGUGGAAAUGGUUUGCUCUGAGGAGGGUUUCCCUCAACUCAAAUUUCUACGACUUUUCCGUUUAUACAACUUGGAGGAGUGGAGGGUGGAUGAAGGAGCCAUGCCCAAUCUUUUUAAAUUACAAAUUAUUAAUUGCCCGAGAUUGAAGAAGGUUCCAGAUGGAUUGAAAUUCAUAUCUACCCUUCAGGAAUUGAAUAUAAAGUCCAUGCCAUAUGAAUUUGUUAGAAGACUUGGAGGGGUAGAUGGAGAAGAAGGAGAAGAUCAAUACAAAAUCCAACACGUCCCUAACAUCCUAUACAAGAACAUUCACAACUAAAAUGAGAGCAGCUUCUGCUUACUGGGGAGAUGAUGGGAUUGCCCAAGUUUGAUGAGGGGUGGAUUCAAUAUACUCAAAGUGUGACUGCAUAAUUAAAGCUUGCCAGGUGUUCGAUGAAAUGCUUAAAGGAAUUUGAUGAUUGUAGGGUACUCGCAUAUUGGUUUGCUUAGAGAAGCUUGUGGUUUGUUUUAUCAUAUGAUAAAUGAUUGUUAUGAUUGGAAAUUGUUUGUUAAUACUUUUUACUCUUGCUGGUGUUCUUAAAAUUUGUGUUGCUUUGGGUUUUUCUAAAAUUGCAGAAUAAUGUACGUUUGUUUAAAUUUACUUUUGAUUAUGAUAUAUUUGUUGUCGGGUCUGCAA